AUGUCUGCUAAAUCUAUACACGAAGCCGACGGUAAAGCCCUCCUCUCUUACUUCCUCCCUAGAUCCCCCGUCUGGUGCGACGCAGAACCUAUCACUACCUUCCAAGCUGCAACCCCAAAGCUUGCUUCCCUUACCUUCCCCGAUGAAGACUCAAUUGAUGCCGUCUUUGCCCAGGUAGAAGCUACCUACCCUUGGCUGCUCAUCCCAGACUCUAGAUUUGUCGCUAAACCCGACCAGCUCAUCAAGCGUCGUGGCAAGUCAGGCCUCCUGGCUCUCAAUAAAACUUGGCCAGAGGCAAAAGCAUGGAUCGCAGAACGUGCAACAAAACCAAUCACCGUAGAAGGCAUUGACGGUGUCCUCCGUACCUUCCUCGUCGAACCCUUUGUCCCUCACGAACAAAAAACUGAGUACUACAUCAAUAUCAACUCAGUCCGUGAAGGUGACUGGAUCCUCUUUUACCACGAGGGAGGUGUCGAUGUCGGUGACGUUGACUCUAAAGCCUCAAAACUUCUGAUCCCUGUCGACAUUGAAAACGAGUACCCCUCAAAUCAAACUAUCAUUGCCGAACUCCUCAAACAUGUCCCCGAAUCCCAGCACCAGAUCCUUGUCGACUUUAUCAAUAGACUCUAUGCCGUCUACGUCGACCUCCAAUUCACCUAUCUCGAAAUUAACCCCCUGGUCGUCAUCCCUACCGAGGCUGGCGUCGAAGUCCACUACCUCGAUCUUGCUGGCAAGCUCGACCAGACUGCUGAGUUUGAGUGUGGCCCCAAGUGGGCAGUCGCUCGCUCCCCUGCAGCCCUCGGCCAAUUUGUCGACGCCGCCUCCAGCGGUAAAGUCAACAUUGAUGCUGGCCCACCAAUGGUUUUCCCUGCCCCCUUUGGCCGUGAACUGACCCCAGAGGAGGCCUACAUUGCCGAGCUGGACUCCAAAACUGGCGCCUCUCUUAAGCUUACCAUUCUUAACCCCAAGGGCCGCAUCUGGACCCUGGUUGCCGGUGGUGGUGCCUCUGUCGUCUACGCUGAUGCAAUUGCCUCGGCUGGCUAUGCCGACGAACUCGCCAACUAUGGUGAGUACUCUGGUGCCCCCAAUGAGGUCCAAACUUACGAAUAUGCCAAAACUGUUCUUGAUCUCAUGACUCGUGGAGACCCUUGCAAGGAAGGCAAGAUUCUGUUUAUUGGUGGUGGCAUUGCCAACUUUACCCAAGUCGGCUCCACCUUUAAGGGUAUCAUUCGGGCCUUUAGAGACUUUAAGGCCCAGCUACACAGACACAAGGUUAAGAUUUACAUUCGUCGUGGUGGCCCCAACUGGCAGGAAGGUCUGCGUCUGAUUAAGAAUGCUGGUGAGGAACUUGACCUGCCUAUGGAGAUUUUCGGUCCUGACAUGCACGUUUCGGGUAUUGUUCCCUUGGCUCUUGUUGGCAAGAGACCUAAGAAUGUUUUGCCCUUUGGUGCUCCCUCGUCGACUACCCCAUCGACUCCUCUUCAGUUUUAA
Magnusiomyces paraingens is the source of this 1491-nucleotide messenger RNA. RefSeq lists its product as uncharacterized. Lineage: Eukaryota; Fungi; Ascomycota; Dipodascomycetes; Dipodascales; Dipodascaceae. Gene Ontology annotation, cellular component: succinate-CoA ligase complex. Gene Ontology annotation, biological process: tricarboxylic acid cycle; succinyl-CoA metabolic process. Bases 1 to 1491 code for a protein of 496 amino acids. Gene Ontology annotation, molecular function: succinate-CoA ligase (ADP-forming) activity. The transcript has a single exon. The record is from RefSeq and is a predicted model, not a curated record.